AUGAACCCAGACUUAACAAACGAAAGACUUCAACAACAAGAACUGAACCAAAAGGUCUAUCAUGGCCAAGAUCCCAACGACUCUGCUGGUGGGGAAGACUCUGACAACGAAAAGCCUACUAGACGUUCAGGCAGAAGAAAGAUCAAGAUUGAGUAUAUUGAAGACAAGAACCGUAGACAUAUUACUUUCUCUAAGCGUAAGGCUGGUAUUAUGAAGAAGGCUUACGAGCUCAGUACGUUGACAGGAACACAAGUCUUGUUGCUUGUUGUAUCAGAGACAGGAUUGGUCUAUACUUUUACAACUGUCAAGUUGCAACCUAUUGUCACUAAGCCUGAAGGAAAGAAUCUUAUCCAAGCUUGUUUAAAUGCACCAGAC
Molecule: messenger RNA, 375 nt
Organism: Gilbertella persicaria
Lineage: Eukaryota; Fungi; Mucoromycota; Mucoromycetes; Mucorales; Choanephoraceae
Exons: 2
Biological process (GO): positive regulation of transcription by RNA polymerase II
Molecular function (GO): RNA polymerase II cis-regulatory region sequence-specific DNA binding; protein dimerization activity; DNA-binding transcription factor activity, RNA polymerase II-specific
Source: RefSeq, a predicted model, not a curated record